GUAUGGUUAAACGAAGGCUCGUGUUACGGCUGAGACAUGACUCCGACACACUGCCAGCAAUUAUCGUAUUAAAUUCAUACGCGGGUAUGAAAUGGGAGAGACGACCCUAUGAAUGUCGGUGCCAACUCUUCCCCUCAACGCCACGUGAAUAAAUUACUUACUACUUAUCAAGGAUCGUGGCCAUUCAACUGUUUGCUUUGUUGAAUGAAUAGAGUAGAGAUUUACGUAUCGGCCCGUCAAUCAGACAUUGACGGUGGUCUUGAGAGUGUUUGCUCGACGUAUCGACUCUCAUACUCUCCCCUUCCGUUGUGAGCGUGUUGAGACGACGGUUGCCGGGAGCGACUUCACUGUCUCGAGCUGGACGACGAGGGCUACUGUUUCAACCAACUCAGGGGUUCCAACCCAGCUACAUCAACAGGAUACUUGUAACACAUUCUCUCGGCCUCUCGUCGGGGAUUUUAAGAUCUGGCAACGGAGGACAAGGAAGUCGACGACGUCCCACAUCCCACGUACAACGCCGUCCCUGCUGCCACCUUCAGCCAUCAUGGAUCUGUGCGUGUCUCCUAUCGACAGAUAAUAUUCUCUUCAAAUAUUUCUAAUUCAUGAACGAUAUCUGCUGAGGUUGAACAAAGCUGUGGUGUUUACAGGUGAGAGCUGGGAUAGUGUAAACAUGUCGGUGAAAAGUUAUCGUAUGCGAAUUGAGACGGAGGACCCGUUGUACUAUGGGUGGAAGAAACUAAAAGUGCGGGGGAAGGACUUGGCUAAUAUAUCCGACUCUGUGUUCCAUCUUCUGGAGCUGGAGGUCCUUGACCUGAGUCCGGAGCGAGAGGCGUGUCUGGACUACAAGCUCCCGGCAUGUCCACCCACUAUAGGGAGACUGGUCAACCUGAAGGUCCUGAUGCUGGACACAAACGAACUGAAGGACUUGCCCCCCGAGAUCGCUCUGCUGCAGCAGCUGGAGAGGAUUGCCCUCAGCAACAACCACUUCUCCUCCCUCCCCAGCAACUUCUGCAACCUGAAGAACCUCCAGAGUCUUCACAUGGCCAACAACGACUUCAAGGAAUUCCCGCUGCAGCUGUGUAAACUAGAGAAUCUCGAGUUUUUGGACAUCAGUGACAACCACAUCAGCUCUCUGCCGGAGGAGAUCCGAGACAUGAAGCAGCUGGAAACUCUCCUCCUCUUCAUCAACGACCUCACAAAGCUGCCCGACAUCAUCUGCACGCUCACGCAGCUACGGUGUCUCUGGAUCGGCAACAACAGAAUCCGGCAACUGCCGAGAGACUUUGGUAAGCUGCUGAAACUGGACUGGGGGUUCCGAUACACUUCGUCCGCUCUGGAUGGGAACCCGCUCAUCCACCCUCCCAUCGAGAUAUGCCGAAUGGGCCCCGAUGCUAUAGAUCGGUACAUGUCGUCACUCUCCGGAAGAAAGUCCCGGAAUAACGACACAGACAGGAGCGACGGGGACAGGAUCAACGGCUACUGAUCUCCACAUCUGUAAUCUAUGUAUCCUAUGAAUCAAGCACAGUCAGCGCCACCCGCAACCAACACAGUUCUCACCGUCACGUGUGUCCUUGUUCCAGGGGCAAUAAUCCGUUUACAUCCGGUCCGUCUAUGGAUCGACUGAUGCUUCUAUAGUGACUGUCUGUAUUACCUUUCCAGGAGUAUUCCCAGUGUAUCGCCUUUGAUUGCAGACUUUUGGUGAUGACUUUCGCUACUCUUAAGGACGCUGCGUCAGUAUUAUGUUUGGAACGUCACGGGAGUUAGUUAUUACACAGGCUUGGAGAUGUAUAUAUUUAUCAAGAUCAAGCCUUUCUCGUUUAGUUGUAUAAUCCAGCGUAGAGCGGCAUACUCCGUGCAUUGUCUGACACGACUGAUCAGAUAUCCCAGUGACUACCCACUGUACUCAUCAAAUAAUAAAAAAUCCGUUACAGUA
Messenger RNA from Haliotis rufescens (red abalone), 1933 nucleotides. RefSeq names its product leucine-rich repeat and death domain-containing protein 1-like. Bases 671 to 1483 code for a protein of 270 amino acids. Lineage: Eukaryota; Metazoa; Mollusca; Gastropoda; Lepetellida; Haliotidae. The transcript is spliced from 3 exons. The record is from RefSeq and is a predicted model, not a curated record. Gene Ontology annotation, molecular function: protein binding.